AUUGCGUAAUAAGGUUCCAUUUGAAUAUCUUGAUCUUAUACUUCGAUUAAAUUUGAGUUUAGAUUUUGAGAUAAAAUAUGAAAAAUAAUUUGCAUACUGUAGAAAGGUUGAUUAUAUCAAAAAGGUAUUAAUAGGUACAUUAAUACCGCAGAUGAGAAAUUUUCUACGAUAGAAAAAUAAUGAUAACGAAAUUAAUAAAUGGAAAAGGAAACGAUUUUCCCAAUAUUAUGCAAUCACUUUUACCAUGCAGACAAUCGUUUUGGCACUCGCCAUCGGAAUGACAAUCUCAGCUCCAGCUCCUAGCCCAGAGCCAGCUCCUGCUCCAGCACCGGCCCCAGCACCAGCAGCAGAUCCAAAUCCUAAACCAGGAUUCACCCCAGUAGUCUACACUCCUCCGGUAGCUGUCAGUUACAACGCUUUCUCCAGCUUACAAACUCAUCCUUCUCAAAUAGUCAUUAAAAGUGCACCAGCUGUAAUACCUUCUGUCUCAGCACUUCCCUCCGUUGCAGCUGUACCCAGUCUGUACUCGUUACAAGCUCAAGCAGCUCCGGCAGUUGGCUACGCUGUUAAUUAUCCGUACGUCCUUGUGUAGUCAAAUUCGAGAUGUCGUUUGCCAGCAAAUUAUAAACCAGUUUGGAAAAAUUUAUUCAAAAUUUUUGAAUGAUUCAAUUUGUCUUGUGUACUUUUAAGGUGUAAGUUUAUUUUUUAAAUAUAGAUGCGAUCAGUA
Planococcus citri (citrus mealybug) is the source of this 727-nucleotide messenger RNA. RefSeq names its product LIM domain-binding protein 3-like. Bases 245 to 592 code for a protein of 115 amino acids. The record is from RefSeq and is a predicted model, not a curated record. Lineage: Eukaryota; Metazoa; Arthropoda; Insecta; Hemiptera; Pseudococcidae. The transcript has 3 exons.